Molecule: messenger RNA, 1368 nt
Organism: Aspergillus terreus NIH2624
Lineage: Eukaryota; Fungi; Ascomycota; Eurotiomycetes; Eurotiales; Aspergillaceae
Exons: 1
Coding region: 1-1368 (455 amino acids)
Biological process (GO): positive regulation of transcription by RNA polymerase II
Cellular component (GO): nucleus
Molecular function (GO): transcription cis-regulatory region binding; DNA-binding transcription factor activity
Source: RefSeq, a predicted model, not a curated record
AUGUCUUCUCGGGCUCACCAAGCAUUGGCCGAUGCUGAUAGCCAAAGUAGUUCUCUCAUAUCAAACUUGGAGGACCUGGCUCGGGAGGAGCAUUAUCAUCGAGGCAGAGCAGUGAGCAUAUUAAAUUCUCAGCUUGCCGACCAUCACCAGCGACUUUCGGACUCUGUCCUGGCUACGUUAUUGAUCCUCUGUCUAUUCCAUGGAUGUGAUACUGGUGUCGCCCAAUUCAAGACCCAGUAUGCCGGAGUAAUGAAACUCUUGGCUAUCCGAAUGCGCACUUCAUCAGAAAUACCGGAGGACUUGAAAUGGUUCAUUCGGGUCUUUACAUGGUACGAUACGAUGACUGCUAUAACGAAUGACCGGGAGGCACAGCUUCGCGGCGUUUGCUUGCAAAUAGCGUCAUCGGCUGAUAGCGAGCGGGGUUUGGAAAUUCUUACCGGAUGUGAUACGCAGAUUUUUAGAUAUGUAGCCCAGCUGGGCCGCUUGAACUUCCUGAGCCAGAACAGAGAAGUAACUACGCCUGCGCUAUCGGAACUGUCCCUUCCAUCUGCCGCCGUCCCACCGUCGAUGGCCUAUGCUGGAGUAUCAACAGCAGCACAAGACAUGCCUGGAACGAUUUGUUUGUCCCAGUUGUCUCGAUCAGAUGCCGGCGAGAAGGGUCGAUCUUCAAUGUCGUCCGCCUUCUGGGCUGAGUGGUUUUCGCUGCGGCAAAAGCUUGUCUCCUGGCGUCUCAAUCUUCAGGCUAGCACGCCAGCAUGUGCCGUAGAGGCACCCAUUGUAGAUGUGAUGGGCAUGAAUCCAAGUCUGAUGGCAUCUCGUGAAGCACAAACUCAGGACACCGCUCCAACACGGCACCUGGACGAUGUGUACCACAUAUCCGAGUGUUUUCGCCAUGCGGCCAUGCUCUACACCGAACGAUUGGCACACCCGCACCUGCCAUCUUCCCAUCCUCAGUUCCAAACCCUCGUUGAUCUUACGAUGCAACAUAUUGCGGCGGUCAAAUCAGAUGUCUACCUACUUUGGCCCUUAUUCAUUGCUGGUUCCGAAUGUGUGCUUGAGAGCCAUCGCUCCACAAUCCGCCAGCGAUGUAGGGACAUAGCGAGGGACUCGGGUUUUCUCAAUAACAUAUCGUGCCUCGAGGUGUUGGAGAGAAUUUGGCUUGAUGAUUCGCCUGAUGAUGGAUUGGACUUUUCUCCUCAAAUCUUGAACGGCGUCAACCCUGUGCUCUUGGCGGAGACCUUGUCUGCUCGUUCAGCGCCGGACGGGUCUAACGUCUCCUCUGUCUGGGUGUCUACUGAAAAGAAAGGGCUCCGUUGGCACAAGGCCAUGAAAGCAAAUGGAGCUGGUGGAGAAUACAUGGUUGUAUGA